AAUGCCACUAACUGCCAUUCUCCUUCAACCCUAGCCUCUCUGCAUUUCGUCUCAUCAUUUUUCCAAUUGAUCAGAGAAUACAAUUAAAAAUGGUGGGCUUACCGUAUGAUUGCCUCACAAAUCCACUGGGAGCCGUCCGAUUGACAUUUGAAAAGGCGGUAGCUUCAGGCUCUGAUCCAGCCACAUUCGACGGCAAGGACUGGGGCGCCACUGAUCUUUUCAGUCAGUUCCUUUUUGACGAUGGCGGUCUUUCUAAGGUUCCAUUUCUGAAUCCUUCAACAAUGACAUGGGUGCAGCCCAACACUCUAGUUCGAUUUCGGGGAAUGAUACAAGACAUGUUGGGUAAUGAAUUCUAUGUUGGCGCAUACAAGGAGGGAGAAACUUGGAGAACAAAUAAGUUUGCUGACUUGUCUCAAUUCCCUAUGGCUACGGGUUCUUCACCUGACAUGCGUGUGUGGGAGCGGCGUUUACUUUACUGUGUUCCUGUUCCAGGGCAGAAUUCAUGGAUUGAACCUUCUUCUGGAGCCUUGCUAAAUCCAUGCGCAAUUUCUUCAUCUCCACAGAGGGAGAAGCGCCAGAGGGACAAUGAUCUAGCAAUGAAUGACGUCGAUAUGCAAGUCACAGAUGAGGAGGUUCAUGAUUCCACAUCCAACAAAAAGAUGCGAGAGGAUGGAAUUGCUUCAGGUUCAUCAAAUUCAGGAAGCACUCCAACUGAGGGAGUUGGUUCUGCUACGAGUGUGCUUCCAAAUUUUGACACAACUUCUUUUCCAUGUCUUGUGAAGGUAAAUCUUGAGUUGCUCAUGAAGAAUUUGCAAACUGAUAAAACUUGGUGGGCGAAUUUUCCAUCUCCAAGGAAAAAUGCUCCGAUCNCUCUUGAGCAUGCACUUAAAGACACCUCUUUGUUUCAGGUACCUCGACUCCAUUGCCUUGUUCACAGGAAGCUUACCGCUCAAGACUUUAUUUCAGGCCCACUCACAUUCGAGCUUAAAUCACAACUGGUGAAAGGAAUAAGGGAAGCUCUAGUAGGGCACCUCACGACUGUCCUAGGAAAUGAUGGUGUUGCAGCUAAUUUCAUGUUAUUGCAUCUGUUGUCUAAGGUGCAUGCCAGAGUGGAUUCAAUUGCUGUUGGAAAGCUUUCCUUGAACCUAACAUGUUUUACCAAGGAAACUCUGUCUAUUUUUGGUCAUCGUCUUAAUUUUGCACUCAAGAACCUUCUACCAUUUACACAUUAUGUACCUUUAACAGUGGAUUACCUUAACAAAGUUUCUCUUGCCCCAAGAAAAGAUUAUCAAACUAACAGACUGGUAUCAGGGAUACUGCAACUUGCUGAAGGCUCUCAUUUAACCAUUGAUGAGACACAACUACAAGCAGGGACUCUUAACUCUACUGGGGUUGAUAACGCAAGGGUCCUGAAAAGCUUGUUGGAAUUGCAAAAGGUUGAAUAUGACUUCACUUAUUAUAAGAUGGACAUACCUGCGGACACUCAGUUGCUAGUUCUUUCUGAGGGGAAAUCCAAUAUACUCCCAGCAGAUUUGGUUUUACCAUUCCGUCCAUUGUCAUUAGAUGCUGCUCAAGAUGUUGAGACAGAAGUGCUGCGAUCUUGGAGAUGGUACCUGGCUACUAUGAGAUCAUUGUCACACUCUAUUGAGCAAGAAAUGCAGAAGGUGGUAGAAGAUGACUUAGUAGCUGCCAGGCAGGCAGAUAGAAGCUUAAGUAGCCAAGAUUUCAGCAGGUUGCUGACAAUGGGACGUCUUAUAUCACUAAGUUUUGGUGAAACCUCUUUAACCCUUGAACAUUGGCAAAUGGCCAAAGAACUAGAGCGCCUUCGAAAGGAGAGAUUGCAGGGUAGCUCAUAAAACAUUACUGGAGCGGGAAAUUGGGUCACAAACCCUGUAUACUUGUUAAGUGAAACAGUGGAUCACUUUCUUCACUCUCUGUAUAAAAUGAUGAUGUGCCAAAUCUUAAGCUGUGCUGGUAUUGAUCAGUUAACGCACUGAAAAGGAACUGAUAUUCGGAGUGGUCUUAUAGAUUACUACAGUUUUCUUCAGCAUUUCGUAUGACGGUGUUCCAAACUGAAACCUCUUUAACAGGAACAUUAUGUUUUAUGUAAAUGACUAGUCACAACCUGUUUCAGGUAUGCGUAACAUUUUUCAUUUCGGGUCGUUUCAAAACGUUUGUACCAUUUUAUUUUUAUAUAAUUUUCAAGUAUUCUAAUUAUUUAAAUUA
Nicotiana tabacum (common tobacco) is the source of this 2226-nucleotide messenger RNA. NCBI's taxonomy places the organism in Eukaryota, Viridiplantae, Streptophyta, Magnoliopsida, Solanales, Solanaceae. The record is from RefSeq and is a predicted model, not a curated record.